UUCCCCAGACGCGGAGACUCCCGAGGAGGAAAAGCUGUGUGGCCCGAGGUCGCCGUGGCCCCAGGGGUGGUGGCCUCCGGGUGGGCUCUUCUCAUCCUGCCCCGUCUGCGAUGCAUCCCCGGCGCCCGGACGGAUUCGAUGGCUUGGGCUAUCGGAGUGGUGCCCGGGAUGAGCAGGGCUUUGGCGGCGCUUUCCCUGCAAGGUCCUUCAGCUCCGCGUCGGACCUGAGCCACUGGGUGACAACUCCCCCAGACAUCCCGGGUAGCCGCAACCUGCACUGGGGCGAGAAGAGCCCGCCCUACGGUGUGCCCCCUCCCUCCACCCCGCUCGAGGGUCCAGCAGAGGAACCCUUUCCCCGCGGCGGCGGCGGCAGCGUGCCCGGGCAGAGCAGCGAACAGCUGAAUAGAUUUGCUGGAUUUGGUAUUGGACUUGCAAGUCUUUUUACAGAAAAUGUACUGGCCCAUCCCUGCAUUGUUCUACGCCGCCAAUGUCAGGUUAAUUACCAUGCUCGGCUUUAUCAUCUCACUCCAUUUACAGUCAUCAAUAUUAUGUACAGCUUCAACAAAACUCAGGGACCAAGGGCUCUUUGGAAAGGAAUGGGAAGUACAUUUAUUGUUCAGGGAGUCACACUUGGAGCAGAGGGAAUAAUCAGUGAAUUCACACCUUUACCAAGGGAGAUUUCACAUAAAUGGAAUCCUAAACAAAUAGGAGAACACCUUCUACUGAAAUCCCUAACUUAUAUAGUGGCAAUGCCUUUUUAUUCAGCAAGUCUAAUCGAAACAGUACAGGAUCUGUUUGGCUGCUGUAUUAAAAAUAAACUGGACUGGGAAGGGGGCCAGAGGCAGAGUGAGAUAAUUCGAGACAAUACUGGAAUUUUGGAAUGUAUUAAAGAAGGAAUUGGAAGAGUGAUAGGCUUGGGAGUGCCUCACAGCAAACGACUACUUCCGCUUCUUUCCUUGAUCUUCCCUACGGUGCUGCAUGGGGUUCUUCAUUACAUCAUUAGCUCAGUCAUUCAGAAGAUUGUCCUGCUAAUUCUAAAGAGAAAGACUUACAAUAGCCACCUAGCUGAGAGCACUAGCCCGGUGCAGAGUAUGUUGGAUGCUUAUUUUCCAGAGCUUAUUGCUAACUUUGCUGCCAGUCUUUGCUCUGAUGUUAUACUUUACCCAUUGGAAACAGUUUUGCACCGCCUUCACAUUCAAGGAACACGCACAAUAAUUGACAAUACAGACCUUGGCUAUGAAGUGCUUCCAAUUAAUACACAGUAUGAGGGAAUGAGAGACUGUAUCAAUACCAUAAGGCAGGAAGAAGGAAUGCUUGGUUUUUAUAAAGGGUUUGGUGCUGUUGUAAUACAGUACACGCUGCACGCAGCUGUUUUACAGAUUACCAAGAUUAUUUACUCUACUCUUCUUCAAAAUAGUGUUUGAGAUUUAGAUUCCUGGUUAGUCUGAAAGACAUCCUCUGGAUACUUCGUUAUGAAAUUAUGAGGGAUAAGAGUGAAAUACCGUUGGUGGGAAAUGGAUUAGAAAGUGAAACUGGUAGAAAAAGUCCAUGCUGAUUAUAUUGACUCUUCACUUUUUAAAAAGGUUAUUGGUAUAUAUUUUGGAUUCAAAGUAUUCCAAAUUUGAAAACUGAAUAAAGACACUCAUAUGAAUUAAAUUCUAGCUAGUGUAGCACUAAUGCUGAACUAAAAAUGAUCUCGGGAAGAAGCAAAAUUUUGUCAGCAAACUGAAAACAAAAUUUCAUAUGACUUUAAUGUUUAUUACAUGUUUAGUUCACCUUCUAGAUAUUGGUAUGUCAUUCUUAAUACAGUGUAUAGUAGCAGGAGGUCAUAGUUUACCUUUCAGCAAAUAAGUUAUGUUAUCAGUAACCCGGACAAGAAAGAUUAGAUCUGGCAAUCUGUAAACAGGAGCUGAGGGUUUUAAGUUGCACUGUCCCUGUAUAACUUUAAUGGCUGUACAUUUAUUUUAUAAAGCCACUUAUAUGCAUACAUACAACUUGGAAUUGCCUUCAUCCCUACAAAUUUCCCACUCUUAGAUCAGCUUACUGUAUAAAAUGCAGUUAUGUAUUUUCUGCUUGAAUAUCAGAACAAAAUAUUAAAAGCCAAGGUACCCCAAAGAUUUAAGGCAAACAGCUUACUUGUCCAUAUGCAAACCCACCGUUUCAGUGCCAGCAACUUAGAAUUUGUCAUAUGUUUAUAAAGUUUGAUUUGCUUAUCUAGCCUUAUGAAUCAUCAGACUGUUUUUAG
Messenger RNA from Lagenorhynchus albirostris (white-beaked dolphin), 2245 nucleotides. RefSeq names its product solute carrier family 25 member 46 (gene SLC25A46). The record is from RefSeq and is a predicted model, not a curated record. Gene Ontology annotation, cellular component: mitochondrial outer membrane. Bases 111 to 1424 code for a protein of 437 amino acids. The transcript has 9 exons. Gene Ontology annotation, biological process: axon development; mitochondrial membrane fission; mitochondrial fission. Lineage: Eukaryota; Metazoa; Chordata; Mammalia; Artiodactyla; Delphinidae.